This is a messenger RNA of Arachis duranensis, 432 nucleotides long. RefSeq lists its product as uncharacterized. The coding region runs from base 1 to 432 and encodes 143 amino acids. NCBI's taxonomy places the organism in Eukaryota, Viridiplantae, Streptophyta, Magnoliopsida, Fabales, Fabaceae. The transcript has a single exon. The record is from RefSeq and is a predicted model, not a curated record.
AUGACUCUGUAUGACAGGGCAUCCGAUCCAAGGCAUCAUCUCAGCAACUUUAAGAGUCGAAUGUACCUCAUCGAUGCGUCAAACGCAACUCGCUGUAAAGCCUUCCCAACCACUCUCACCAAAACGGCUAUAAAGUCAUUCGACAGCCUACCCCCAAGGUCGAUUACCAGCUUUGAGGAUCUCGCCAAGAAGUUCCUAGCCAGGUUCUCUAUUCAAAAAGACAAAGCCAAGCACGCUCCAAGUCUACUCGGAAUCAAACAAGGAGACCGGGAGAGUCUCCAAACUUAUAUGGAAAAAUUCAAUAAAGCAUGGUUCGACAUACAGAAUCUCCCUACAGAAGCGGCAAUCAUGGGACUUAUCAAAGGCCUACGGGAAGGACCUUUCAGCCAGUCCAUAUCCAAGAAGUACCCUGCUUCUUUGAUUGAAGUAUAA